UUGGCAGCGGGGAGGCCGCUUGACUGACGGGAGGAAGAGGGGCGGGGUUUUUGGAAGAGAGAGGAUUGCCCCUCGGCGGGGGGCUUCUCUUCACCAUCAUGAGCUUCCUGAUCGACUCCAGCAUCAUGGUCAUCUCUCAGGUUCUGUUCUUUGGAUUUGGAUGGCUGUUCUUCAUGCGCCAACUCUUCAAAGACUAUGAGGUCCGGCAGUACGUUGUACAGGUUGUCUUUUCAGUCACCUUUGCUUUUUCUUGCACCAUGUUUGAACUUAUUAUUUUUGAGAUUCUGGGGGUCUUAAAUAGCAGCUCACGGUAUUUUCAUUGGAAAUUGAACCUCUGUGUGAUUUUGCUUGUUCUGGUGUUCAUGGUUCCCUUUUACAUUGGCUACUUUGUUGUGAGCAACAUCCGAUUGUUGCACAGACACAGGCUGCUUUUUGCCUGUGUUGUCUGGUUAAUAUUUAUGUAUUUCUUCUGGAAACUCGGAGAUCCAUUUCCUAUCCUCAGUCCAAAACAUGGAAUUCUGUCUAUAGAACAGCUCAUCAGUCGGGUAGGAGUGAUUGGGGUGACCCUUAUGGCCCUGCUGUCUGGAUUUGGUGCAGUCAAUUGUCCAUAUACUUAUAUGUCUUAUUUUCUAAGGAAUGUGACAGAUGCAGAUAUUCUAGCUUUGGAACGCCGGCUUCUCCAAACCAUGGACAUGAUCAUUAGCAAGAAAAAAAGGAUAGCAAUGGUUCACAGAAACAUGUUCCAGAGAGGGGAAGUACACAACAAGCCUAGUGGUUUCUGGGGGAUGAUAAAAAGUGUUACAACAUCUGCAUCAGGCAGCGAAAACCUGUCACUUAUCCAGCAGGAGGUGGAUGCUCUGGAGGAGCUCAGUCGGCAACUUUUCCUGGAAACGGCUGACCUGCAUGCUACCAAGGAGAGAAUAGAAUAUUCGAAGACAUUCCAAGGGAAAUACUUCAACUUUCUGGGAUAUUUUUUCUCCAUCUACUGUGUUUGGAAAAUUUUUAUGGCAACAAUAAAUAUUGUAUUUGACAGAGUUGGGAAGACUGAUCCAGUUACAAGAGGGAUUGAGAUUACUGUGAAUUAUUUGGGGAUCCAGUUUGAUGUAAAAUUCUGGUCCCAGCAUAUUUCCUUUAUUCUUGUUGGAAUAAUUAUUGUCACUUCUAUUAGAGGCUUAUUGAUAACACUUACAAAGUUUUUCUAUGCUAUCUCAAGCAGCAAAUCUUCCAAUGUUAUUGUUUUGUUGCUGGCACAGAUCAUGGGGAUGUAUUUUGUGUCUUCAGUACUACUGAUUCGAAUGAGCAUGCCCCUAGAGUAUCGCACCAUCAUUACUGAAGUUCUAGGGGAAUUACAGUUUAAUUUCUACCACCGCUGGUUUGAUGUUAUAUUCCUUGUCAGUGCUCUCUCCAGUAUCCUCUUCCUAUACCUGGCGCAUAAGCAAGCUCCUGAAAAACAUAUGGCACCCUGAGCCUCUCUUAGUCCUUCAUUGCAUGGUGGACGAAAACGAUGUGUUUGGCAUAUUGCCAUCUUGUAGUGGCUGUUCCCAUGAUGGAUAAUCAGCUCCUUUGGUUAAGAUCAAAUGAUUUGUUGUGGGCAAAAAGAGACAAGACACAGCCCGCAAGAUGCAGCUCUUGGAAAACAAGCAUGUCCUUGUGGAGAGAAACUGUGAGAGGAAACAAAAGGAAUGCUUUCAGCAGGAAUGGGAGAAACUUUUCUAUAGUGUUUGGAUAAUGAAACUGGCAAUAUUGUCUUAAUCUGGAAAGUGGUGAUUCUGGAACCAAAUGCCUAAAUAAAUCAGAUUUUGUAAUAAUUCACA
Molecule: messenger RNA, 1814 nt
Organism: Sceloporus undulatus (fence lizard)
Lineage: Eukaryota; Metazoa; Chordata; Lepidosauria; Squamata; Phrynosomatidae
Gene: GPR89B
Product: G protein-coupled receptor 89B
Exons: 14
Coding region: 99-1466 (455 amino acids)
Biological process (GO): intracellular pH reduction
Cellular component (GO): Golgi cisterna membrane
Molecular function (GO): voltage-gated monoatomic anion channel activity
Source: RefSeq, a predicted model, not a curated record